Messenger RNA from Lactuca sativa (garden lettuce), 756 nucleotides. RefSeq lists its product as uncharacterized. Lineage: Eukaryota; Viridiplantae; Streptophyta; Magnoliopsida; Asterales; Asteraceae. The record is from RefSeq and is a predicted model, not a curated record.
ACCCACCUUCGAUCUUAACAAACCGUAAUUACAAGAACCAGCUUAAUCGAUUCUUCUGAGUUCUUCCUCUAGUCAGAUAAUCAUCAUGAAGAUUAUGCAAAUAAUCUUCAUGGUAACCAUCACCAUCACCAUCAGUAUCGCCGUCACCACCCUCACCUUCAGCUCCACCGCCACCACCAACACACCAUCUCCGGUGACCAUAAGGCCCUUUCCUACACGUCCCCGGAGCCGUUUCCUUGCUGAGAAAGAGCCCAACCCUAGAGCUGCAGAUCACUGUAACAAAGACGACGAGAUUUGUUACGUCUUGGAAGGAAAAAACUCAACAUGCUGCAAUAACAAGUGCAUGGAUUUGAGCGAGGAUAAGCGUAACUGUGGAGCCUGCAAGAAAAAGUGCAAGUUUACAAGCUCGUGUUGCAAUGGAGAGUGCGUAAACUUGGCGUAUGACAAGAGGCAUUGUGGAUCGUGUGGCACUAAGUGCUCGCCAGGUGGUUACUGCAUAUAUGGUCUCUGCAACUACGCCUAAAGGACGAUGUAACUAUUAUUCGAUAUUGAUCUUGAUUUGAUCGUUAAUUAUUCGUGCAUAUAUGCUAUCAAUAAUGGCUGUGUUUGUCAUGGUCAACACGAAAAAAAUUGUUGUUAAUUUAUAUUUAUACAGUUAUACUAUACUUAUGGUCUGAAAUUGUCUCGUUUUUAAGGUUUGCCAAACACUGUAUUAAUGAUUUUAUUGUGAAUUCAUUAUUCAAGAGCUUGGGCUAA